Molecule: messenger RNA, 1004 nt
Organism: Brienomyrus brachyistius
Lineage: Eukaryota; Metazoa; Chordata; Actinopteri; Osteoglossiformes; Mormyridae
Product: vitelline membrane outer layer protein 1 homolog
Exons: 5
Coding region: 204-815 (203 amino acids)
Source: RefSeq, a predicted model, not a curated record
ACAGGGAAGAAGCUGCACUUUCGCUGGCUGCAGACGCAGCGGAAAGUAGAGAGCAAAGGAGAGCCUUCAGCACCUUUUACUGACACGUACACACUAGCGAUAGACCCCAGAACUUCUGACUUCUCUCAUGUUCAUCUUAACACCUGUGUUUUCCCAAGAUUAUUUUCAGAGAAGUGACUUAUUAACAUAGAUAACAGGAGUGGAUGCUUGUGCGGUUUUUGCAGCUGGCUCUGGGCUCAUGUGACCUGGAGGAGAAGCCUUUCGUGGAACGAGCCGGAAGGAACUUCGUUGGGAGGGCCAGUACCUCCGUCCUGACCGUGCCAAAUGGAGGGAGAUUCGGAGACUGGACUUGGGUAGAAAUGUGUCCGGAGGGAUUCUACGCUUCGGGCUUCAGUGUUCGGGUGGAGUCCAAUCAGUAUGGCCUCGAUGACACCUCACUCAAUGGGAUCCGUCUGUACUGCUCCAAGGGCACAGACAGAAGCUACUUGUACACCAUUGAGUCUCACAUUGGAUAUUUCGGCGAAUGGACAGACCCGCAGUGGUGCCCCGAGGCUGGGUUCCUGAAGUCCUUCCAGCUUCGGGUCGAGCCCGAGCAGGGCUUUUUCGGGGAUGACACCUCGGCCAACAACAUCAGGUUCCGCUGCAGCAGCAACCCCACCUUGGAGGGCCGAGGGUUGGAUUGGGGCGACUACGGUGGCUGGAGCCAGGAGUGCGCGAUCGGGGGCAUCUGCGGCAUUGAGGUGAAGAUGGAGAAUUACCAGAGUGGACUGGACGACUCCACGCUUAAUGACGUGCGUUUCCACUGCUGCGCCUAGAGACGGGUGGGGCCAUGUGAUGGCACCAGCAGAGGGAGUCACGUCACCACGACCGCGGUCUGAAGUUCACACGAAAGUGUUUGCAAGUGCAUUCAAAUUCAAUGAACUAAUUCGCGCAACGGUUAAGGUUUCACUGGUAAUAACUUGUGUUUUAAUAAACAAAGGAAAUAAAAUAUGCAUAUAAACACC